This is a messenger RNA of Carassius auratus (goldfish), 3104 nucleotides long. Its product is annotated as lysophospholipid acyltransferase 5-like. Bases 475 to 1737 code for a protein of 420 amino acids. Gene Ontology annotation, cellular component: membrane. Gene Ontology annotation, molecular function: lysophospholipid acyltransferase activity; 1-acylglycerophosphocholine O-acyltransferase activity. The record is from RefSeq and is a predicted model, not a curated record. Lineage: Eukaryota; Metazoa; Chordata; Actinopteri; Cypriniformes; Cyprinidae. Gene Ontology annotation, biological process: phosphatidylcholine biosynthetic process; lipid modification. The transcript is spliced from 12 exons.
CCUUUCAAAACAAAACAAACAGAAAAGGAAAAGAAAUACUGAUCCAAGACUUUUGAACAGUAGUGUAUAUUACUCAUAAAGUUAAUAAACAAAUAGUAUUAAGGGUUUUUAUUUUUAUUGUUUAUGGUAACAUGUUAGAUGUCCAAUGAAAGUGCUUUGGCUCCUGUCAGAUUUCCUCCUGGAUAAUGUUUCACUUGUUUGACACUGAAGGUAGAACUGUGCUCUGUAAAGUUAUUGAAUAUUUAGUGUCCUUGAGAAUAAUGGUGGAAAAUAAAGGGUAUCCUGUCUAACUGCUCUGCAGUCUGUGGUAAUGAUUUCCUGAUGACCGUGGCUUUGUUAUAAAGAAGACUGACAGAGUCAUGAGGUUUUGUUGCCAUGGCGUUAACCCCUGGUGGUGAGGCUGUUAGUUAAAGGGAAUAUGAGUGGCAGGUUGAAAAACAAACUAAUGAAAACCGAUGGGUGUUGAGUUGGGAAAUGUGUAAACUAACUUGUGUAUUUGAUUUCUUUGUGCUGCAUGCGGAUCUAACAGCAGGGUCUCAGGUCUGUCACUCCCUCUUAUGCGUAGUCAUUCAGUUCUUGUUGCUGAGGCUGAUGGGAAGGACAGUCACAUGCGUUUUGAGUAGCUUUAUCUUUCAGAUGAUGUAUCUGUUGAUGGGUUAUUACUACACAGCUACAGAGGAGUAUGAUAUCAAAUGGACCAUGCCUCAUUGUGUCCUAACGCUCAAACUCAUCGGUUUAGCACUCGAUUACUACGACGGUGGAAAAGAAGAAUCUCAGAUGAGUGCAGAACAGAAGAAAUCUGCCCUCAGCUCUACGCCAUCUAUUUUGGAGGUCUUUGGUUUCUCAUAUUUCUAUGGAGGCUUCCUGGUAGGGCCUCAGUUCACACUGCUAAGUUACCAGAAGCUGGUGUCUCGAGAGAUGUCCGAUGUCCCUGGACAACCACCCAGUAGUGUGGUUCCUGCACUGAAGCGAUUUGGUUUAGGUCUGAUCACCCUAUCAAUCUUCACGAUAGGUGGGGUGCACUACACAGAUAACUACUUCUUAACAGAUGAGUUUGAGGCACAUCCAUUCUGGUAUAAGUGUGUGUACAUCUUAGUGUGGGUGAAAAUAAACCUGUAUAAGUACAUCAGCUGCUGGCUAAUCACGGAAGGUGUGUGUGUACUCUCUGGGCUGGGCUACAAUGGGAAGAACGAAAAAGGGGAGCACCAAUGGGAUGCCUGCGCAAAUGUGAGGGUGUGGCUAUUUGAGACCACACCCCUCUUCACAGGCACCAUCAAUUCCUUCAACAUCAACACAAAUGCUUGGGUGGCCAGGCAUGUCUUUAAGAGGUUGAAGUUUUUGGGUAACAAGCUGUUAUCUCAAAUGUUCACAUUGUUUUUCCUGGCGAUCUGGCACGGCUUGCACUCGGGGUACCUCAUCUGCUUCUCCAUGGAGUUCAUCAUUGUCAAUGUGGAGAAGCAGGCCCAGUCACUGGUGCGGGACAGUCCUUUGCUGGCAUCUAUCGCUCAGAGUCAUCUGUAUCCACUUGUUUAUGUAGUACAGCAGUUAAUUCACUGGCUGUUUAUGGGAUACCCUCUGAUCCCAUUCUGCCUCUUCACUUACGACAAGUGGCUCAAGGUUUACUCCUCUAUAUAUUUCUGUGGACACAUAUUUUUCUUCAUUGCCUUUCUUGUCCUGCCAUACCUCCGCAAGGUGUUCGUGCCUCGAAAAAGAGGCAAUGAGAAGAAGGAGGAUUAAUUAAAAUGGUUUGUUUGCAGCUGUCUAAGUUUGACUGAAGUGAACUGUGACUUUUAAAGAGCACCUGAAGAGGACAAAUUUUAAGGCCUUUAGUAAUAUAUUACUAUUUACAUACAGCACUGAUGGAUGUGUACAAUUAUUAGUCCGAUGGAAGGAUUUUCUCAUUCUUUGGGAGUUGUGGUGGACUAUAAUGAAGGUUGAAAGCUACAGAAACACAAGCUUUUCUAUGGUUCAUUGUUUGUUAAAUAAGAUUUACUGAUGUUUGGUGGCUCGAAAUAGUUAUACUGUAUCUCAUACCAUUGCACUCAUUACUCAGUAAUGAUCUCAUUUCCUGUUUCCGGUCUCGUCAGAGAACUGGCAUUUUGCUGAUGGAAACAAAUGAGAUGUAUUGUUUUCCUUUGCUAGGAAUAUCUCAACCUCACUUUCCCUUAAAAAGACAUUGAAAUGUGAAACAAACAAAAGAGUGAAUGGUGACACAGCAUCGCCUGGCAUUGUAAAAAUGAAUGUUUUUCAUUUUUAUAAAUUUUCUUUUUUUUUUUUUUUUUUUUUUUGAUCAGACAACUUUAGAUGGGGAUUUUUCUUUUUUUUUUUGGGAAUGGGUUUUAUGGUAACUACUUUUUUUUUUUUUUAAAUAGCUUUUUUGACACUUUAAUAAAAGGAUCAUCAUUCUGUCAUCUCAUACUCUCACUCCAUUUAACACAGUCUGUUUAUCCAUCUGACACUUUCCUGUUCACAGCAUUUUCUCCAGAAAAUAUUUUUUGUCCAGUGUGUGAGCACCAUCAAAACAGAAACCAGAGUAACAUUAACACUACUAACCAGAAUCAUGAAUAUGAUGGUAAAUUUGUGUCAGUAUUAUUAAGAGCAGAGUAUUUAAAUUAUAACAAGUAGUUUAGUGAGCAGUCAACUCAGCUGUGCACACUAAUGGCUAAAAACUGCUGUGUUAUGCUGUGUAAAAUCUUUAAAAAGUGUCAGUGUGUAUUUUUCAUUACAUAUCAGGAUUGUUUUUUCUUUGCGAUCUGCUCUCAGUAACUCUUAUGCAUAUUUGCCUUCAUAUCUGUUUUGUAUGUCAUGACAUAUUGAAGAUCCUUGGCACAAAUACAGGCCUCCAUCACUCUUCAGUGAGGGCUAAAACCUGCACCCAGAUUCAAUCCAAGGGAGCAGAGGCUCACUGUAGCAUCAGAGUUGAGUUGUUUUAUAAUAUUUAUACAUGUGGUUGCAAAUAUUAUUGAUGUAAAAAUUGUUUUUGGGAACAACUACUUCUGCCUUACUGCUACCAAAUGUACAAAAAAAAAAGUGAGCGAGAGAGAAAAAAAUAACUUUUAAAUAAAGCCGUUUUUGUAAUAUUCAUUAAAAAUGCUGGAUUUUAA